GUCGAACACUAUACAGCCUCUCUCCACAAGUGGAUGUUCAAAUGCAGCUGAUCCUCUUCAGAUAUUAAGCGAUAUGGCCUGUCUGAACUGGGCCUAAUGGAAUGGACAGUCUCUGAAUGAGGAGGAUGCUGAGCAGAACAGAGCACAGAGGCGUGUGCAGGCUGCUAUCAUCAGUGAUGUCUGGAACAGAGUGCCAUACAGACAGAGAGGAGGACUACAGGUUCCUCCACAGCAUGUUGAUGGAGAAGAAGCUUCACCUGCUCUUUAAGAUCCACGAGCGUCUGAAGCGUUUUGAAAAGCGAAGCCCCAUCCCCGUCCAAGAGCACGCAGCGCGCCUGGCCUCAGAAUUGGCAGAGGAGCUGAUAUACCGAGGCUGGAGAGAUGAAGUCAAAGAGCUGGUUGCUCUCUUUUCCAAACCCCACUUUAAGAGUCUCCUGUCGGUCCAUGACGCUGUGGCUCAGAGAGACUUUGAACCGACUCUCCCACCAAUACCUGAUGAUGUGCUGGAGGAGGACGAGGAUUCAGUCAAAAUUGUCAGUCUGGUGAAAACCAAAGAGCCCCUGGGGGCAACGAUUAAGAGGGAUAAAUCCACCGGGGCUAUUGUGGUGGCGAGGAUCAUGAGAGGAGGUGCAGCUGAUAAAAGCGGCUUGAUCCAUGAAGGCGAUGAGCUGAAAGAGGUGAAUGGAGUCUCACUGGAGCACAGGAAGCCAAAGGAAGUCCUUUCCCUCCUGGCUUGUUCUCAGCAUGAAGUUAGAUUCAAAAUCAUCCCUGCCUCCUUCAAGGAAGAAAUAUCAUCAAAUAAGAAGAAGCUGUUUUUGCGGGCUCUUUUUGACUAUAAUCCUGACGAGGAUCCCGCCGUUCCGUGCAAGGAUGCAGCUUUGGCCUUUAAAAGGGGCGACGUCCUCCAGAUCGUCAGCAUGGAGGACGACACCUGGUGGCAGGCCUGUCACCUCGGGGACAGCAGCGCUCGGGCGGAGCUCAUCCCCUCGCAGCAGCUCCAUGAGAGGAGAGUUGCACUACAGCGACCUAAAGCCCUGUUCAAGCCUCGCCGAGUCAAACCACCAGAUGAGGGGCAAGUCCUGGAGGAUGUCGACUAUGGCGCUAUAACUGGGAUCCACAUUGCUGGAUUGAGAAGGAGUUUCCGACUCGGCAGAAAGAGCAGUUGGGCCAGAGAAGCGGCUCGGUCCCGGAGGUGGAGCACAGGGGUGCAUGGCUCAGUUCGUCCCCCUACCUACAUAGAGGUGAUCCCCUACCACAGAGGUCCAAGGGAUAAACACCGUCUGGUUGUUCUGGUUGGGCCUGACGGCGUUGGCGUUAAUGAACUGAAGAGGAGGCUCCUGAUAUCGGACCCCGACCACUAUGGCGUCACCGUACCGCACACCACGCGUGAGAAGAGAAGGCAGGAGAAUGAAGGGGUUGACUAUCAUUUUGUUUCCGUCCACAUGUUUGAAGAGGACAUUCUCAAUCAUAGGUUUAUAGAAUAUGGGAGAUACAAUGGACACUACUAUGGAACAAGUCUAGACUCUGUGCACAGAGUGAUGGCUGAGGGCAAGGUGUGCCUCCUGGACGUGCACCCGAGUAAAAUAAAGCACGUGUACACGUCUGAAUUCAAACCAUACGUGGUGUUCGUGAAGCCCCCGCGUAUAGAGGAGCUACGCCUCACCAGACGGAGAGCUAAAUUCAUCUGCGACGAAGAGGACAAGAAGUCGGCGAGGAUCUUUUCAGAGGAGGACUUUGAGGACAUGAUCAACUUGGCUGAAGUCAUGGAGAGCAAGUGUGGUCACAUGUUCGACAAGGUGAUCGUCAACGGAGAUAUCGCCGUGGCGUUCAGAGAGCUGAAGGCAGACCUGGAGAGGGUGGAAAAGGCAGAAGUCCAGUGGAUUCCUGCACAGUGGAUCUGCUCGUCACCAACGAAAGCACGGAGAAGCUGCGGCCACUUGGAUGGCUGGAUUUGA
This is a messenger RNA of Chelmon rostratus (copperband butterflyfish), 1955 nucleotides long. RefSeq names its product MAGUK p55 subfamily member 7-like. Lineage: Eukaryota; Metazoa; Chordata; Actinopteri; Chaetodontiformes; Chaetodontidae. Gene Ontology annotation, cellular component: cell-cell junction; plasma membrane. The record is from RefSeq and is a predicted model, not a curated record. The coding region runs from base 117 to 1955 and encodes 612 amino acids. Gene Ontology annotation, biological process: protein localization to adherens junction. Gene Ontology annotation, molecular function: protein binding. The transcript has 19 exons.